UGGACCCUUAAACCCUAAAACCCUCUGAAACUGCAGCAAUGUUCCGAGGAGUCUCUUCCAUGGCGCGCCUAAUCCGACCCCUGCGAAAAUCCACUCCUUUUCCUUCUUCUUCCAGAAUCCCAAUUCAGCAAACACCCACUUUGCAUUUCGCACAAGAAAAACAAGUCUCCCUCUUAAACCCUUCACUCCAACCACCGCAAUUCCGGCGAACUUACAUCUCCGAAAUGCGCAAAUCGGCCUUCGAAGGCAACAUUCUCAGACUCCUCCGGAGGGAAAUACAGUACGAGCUCGAUCACUCUCCUGCCACUCAGCCAGUUACAAAAUUUAAGUCGUUUACCGUUAACGACCAGCCUGGUGAGCAAUGGAUAACCUUGAAGAGAAAGUUUGGAGAGAAAGAAGACAUUAAGAUCGAAGCCACGAUGUUUGAUGGAUCUGUUCCUAUUCCGAAUUCCAAAGGUGGUGCUGGCCUUGGAAAAGAUGUGCAGCUUCACAUUACAAUGAUUGUUAAUAUCUCCAAGAAGGAAGGCGGCAAUGUGUUUGAGAUUAUGUGUUCAGCUUGGCCAGAUACUAUAGAGAUCAACAAGCUUUUUGUCCGAAAACCUGAGAAGAUGCCAGCUCAGCCUUAUGCGGGUCCUGAGUUCAAGGAACUUGAUGAUGAGUUGCAAGACUCACUUUAUGAAUUCUUGGAAGCAAGGAGUAUAAACGAUGAUCUUGCUAUUUUCUUGCACGAAUACAUGAAGAACAAAGAUAAAACUGAGUUCAUUAGAUGGAUGGGGACUGUGAAAUCAUUUAUUGAAAAGAAAGUAGAGUGAUUGUGCAGCAUUUUGGAUGACCUUGAUUUAUCAAUCCUGUUUGCAUUGAGUAAUGAAAUUGGCAUGAUUAUGCAAGUGGAGCUUCCUCUUAUGUUUUUAAAUCUUUCUUUGUUGUUUUAACUUUCCAUCAGAGAAAAAAUUAUGAAAUAUUGUAGCUAUUAAUCUUGAAUGCUUUAGACAAGUUAUGCAUUAUGUCAUCCAAAAUAGUAGAAUAGCCCUCUAGUGGUGGCAUAUGCCAUCUGUUUAGGUUCUAAAAUUUGUUAAAACUGUCUUCUUUUUCUAUUUCAUCUCAAUCAACACCAAGAUCCAUGCCCUAACAUCUAUAAAACCUUACUUGUGGGACCCUUUAUUUACCAUGGUUUCUCAGUCCUACCAUGUUUUGGGUAGAUCUUCUCAACAUAACUAGUAGGGUUUAGGGUUUUCGUUAUGGGACUUUGCAGCAGUGUUCAUAUCCCGUGGGAGAUUUAUGCUAUUUUAAUAAUUUCUGCCUCAGCUAGAUUAGCUGCUUGCAGCAUUAUGACACUACUUGCUGCCGGUUAUGCAUUGAGACUAAUUGGUUAAAGUAUGCAUGCCAUAUGUUCAUGGUACAAUGAAAUAUGAUCAUGUGAUGAUUAUUAUGCUAGAGAAGGAAGCCAUUUUGAAUUAACUAGCAAAAAGUGUAUAUUUUGCUCAUAUGGCUCGUGCAAUGGCAGAUUUUGCUAUUUUCUUUGAUCAUGCAGGGGAGUUCACCUUGGUUGAAAUAUAAUUUCCUUAAUGAAGUGGAAAGUAUGCAUUUUCUUCCGUGUUACGUUCUAUGUCUGCUUCGGUCAUUAUAUUUAUCCACUUGAUCACUUAACAGAUUACAAGACUUUUGCUCUAGCUUCUUUCCUACUAGCUUUCGUCAUCUUUUGGUCCUUAGACACAAAUUUCAUGUUGCAAAUGUGCUUCUGCUACAUAGAAUAACAAUUAUUCAAUUUUUCUGUAGCUCCAUAAAUCUGAACAUUCACUUUGAGAUAAGUACAAUCUUGGAAAGUGGGAACGAGCUGUUGCAGGUUGCAAUCAGGUUUAAGACUAUUGAUGGUGUGUAGAUGAAUUAUGCUCCUGGAUCAUGCUGCUUGCUGAUGUUGUGGCCAGAAUUCCCUUCUCAUAGAACGUCUGCAUUCACUUUUCCCAGUCAUGCUAACGAGUAUCAAUGUAACGUCUGCAUCACUUCCCUUUUCUGUUUUGAGUAUUAACCAUAUAUUCUCCUUUGCUGCAGGAUUGCGUCAGCAACUGAAACUCACAGAGUAAUGUUUGUUUCUAGCUUCAUAGUCUGAACUAAAUUGAAAUCAAGUGGAAAGUAUCGAUGUCUUGGUAUGUUAAUAUCUCGAACUGAUGGUCCUGGCUUUGUGAAAGAUGCUCUAUAGUACUAUCUACUCUUGGUGAACUUCACAUUCCACUACAAUAUGCUUUACCAUUGAUAGACAGACAUGCCAACGGUGUGGUGUAUAUUGGUCAAACCCUGGAUAAGAUGAAAGUCUUAUCCUCUUUAGAUUUGAGCAAUAUGCAUCAGUUCCAAAUCUGAUGUCAUGUUAUUUUCGUUAUCUUUGCUGGUCUGCAUCAUACUUUCUCACCUCUAACUCCUGAAUUGGGUUGGACUAUAAUUCGUUCGAUCUUGUGAAUAGUAGUCAUAUGUUUUUGACCAGAA
This is a messenger RNA of Malus domestica (apple), 2478 nucleotides long. RefSeq lists its product as uncharacterized. Gene Ontology annotation, cellular component: mitochondrial matrix. Lineage: Eukaryota; Viridiplantae; Streptophyta; Magnoliopsida; Rosales; Rosaceae. The record is from RefSeq and is a predicted model, not a curated record.